AUGCCUGCUAUGAGGAAGCAUUCUGAGCGUAGUCACUUUGGGAAUGUAUUCAACAAGUUGCUGAAGCAGAUUGGAAGCCCUGUGGAUUUUGAACUUCCAGAUUGGUUCAAUAAAUGGAAACCGAUGAACUACACUUUUAUAAAGCGCAAUAUAUAUCUCACUAAGAAGAUUAAAAGACGACUUGAGGAUGAUGGAAUAUUCUGCUCAUGCGCCCCAUCAUCACCAGGGUCUCCGACUGUUUGUGGUAGAGAUUGCCACUGUGGGAUGCUACUGUCUAGCUGCUCCUCAGGCUGUAAAUGUGGAAGUUCAUGUCUGAACAAACCAUUCCAGCACCGGCCUGUGAAGAAGAUGAAGCUGGUCAAGACUGAGAAAUGUGGUUCUGGAAUUGUGGCGGAUGAAGAUAUUAAGCAAGGAGAAUUUGUGAUAGAAUACGUUGGAGAAGUUAUUGAUGACAAAACAUGUGAGGAAAGGCUCUGGUAUAUGAAACACCGUGGUGAAACAAACUUUUACUUAUGUGAAAUCAAUCGAGAUAUGGUUAUUGAUGCUACGUACAAGGGAAACAAAUCAAGAUACAUAAACCAUAGCUGUUGUCCCAAUACUGAGAUGCAAAAAUGGAUAAUCGAUGGCGAAACAAGAAUAGGAAUUUUUGCAACUUGCGACAUAAAAAGGGGAGAUCACCUCACCUAUGAUUAUCAGUUCGUUCAAUUUGGUGCAGAUCAAGAUUGCCAUUGUGGUGCUGUUGGUUGUCGUGAAAAACUCGGUGUCCGACCUACCAAACCGAAGAUGUCAUCAGUUGCUGCAUUGAAACUAGUAGCAUGCCAGCUGGCAGUGUCCUCUCCCAAAGUAAAAGGAAUGUUCUCUGCAAAAGAUGUUUAUCCAAAUGGUGGUUUUCCUGUAGGAAGUUCUCAACAUAUCCGUAAGGACCAUAGCCAAGGUGGUACUGCUUGUAAUUGCAUUGAUGAAGUGAUACGAAUACGUCGUCCCAUAAAUGAGAGGUCAUUCGGGGUCAUCAAACGGUUUGAUAAUCAUUCCAAAAAACAUGCGAUCAUGUUUGAAGAUGGUGGAAUUGAAAUCCUGGACAUGUCGAAAGAAGAAUGGGAAUUUGUAACGUUGUGAUAGCAUUAUGAGGUAUAAGAGUUUAUGAAGUACACACAGAAAGGUGCAUAGGAUUAACAGUCUUUGAAGGGGGUUUGCUACUCUUGGACAAAGAGGAAGAGGGUUUGGAAUUUGCAGGCUCAGAGGGUUUAGGGACAUUCUUCAGCUUAUCUUGGAAGUUGGUCCAAAGUUUGACAAUGGGAGGAGUAGAAGAAUUAGUAUGAAUGUCAGCAAUGGUCUCAGCUUCAUUAUCAGCAGCAACAUUAAUAUCUUGAAGGACUGAGAAUCUGUAUCCCUUAGAAGGGCUUUUAGUCUUAUCACCAACUUUUGAAUUCUUCUUCUUGUUUCUAUAAUUCAUCAACAUCCAUGGCCCCAUGUCAUCCUUAAUCAUAGUAGGCUGCUCAUUGGAAGCAUCCAUCUCAUGAGACAUCUCCACAUUAUCAUUAGGAACAACAUCAUUAGAAGAAUUGUUAGGCUCAUCAGUUGAAGGACAAGAAUUAGAAUGACCACAAUAGAUGGACAUUUAUCUUUAGAAUGACCAAAGCACACACACUCAAAGCAAAUCAUAGAAAUACCCUCAUAGAUAACACUAUAAGCCACCGACUCAACUUCAACAAAAGGCCUUAAGGGUUUACUUAGAUCCACCUCAAUACAGACUAGCAAAUUUACCUCUAGCUUGACCAAUAGUGAUGGAUCAACCUUAACAACAUUGCCAAGGAUCUUGCUAAUUUUCCCAACAGCAUAUUCGAACCCAGAGAGCCAUAGAACCAAUAACAUCAGUCAGGGCUCCAUCUUCGAACAAUUAAAUCAAUAAUCCAAGGGCCUCCACACAACAUUUCAUUCAUAUCUUCUUCUAGAUUAAACUUAACAAUGGAAUAAUCAUUAGGCAAAUCAAUCAGAUGCUAACCCCCUUUAGUUUGCCAUUUACGUCUCAAACCCUUAAGAACAAAAUCAAAGUGUUGGUGGAGUUAGGUUUACCCAUGAGCGUGAUGAUGACAGAACACCUCCUGCCAAAAUCCAGCUUAUUGUGUACCUUCUCUAAAAACAAAACAUUCAGGCCAUGCUUGCCUUGAGAAUAAGUGCAGGCGCUCUGUGAACUCAAAGUCCUCGGCCAUAGUUGAAGUAAAACGAUUGACCGGAUCCUUCAUCAUCUAUGUAUAGCUUGGCAAGGAUUGAGGAGGUGGAGCUUGCAAAGCUUCCAGAUCUGAAGAGAUGUCAUUACCAGAUUUGGCACGCUUACGUUGGAUCAUCGGAGAUUUCGAAACUCCGCCACUUCCAGAAGGAAGGGCGGAGAAAGUGAAGACCGGCGUCGCACCAGAAAUGAAGAGAACGGCAGAGAUGGAAAAAAAAAAAAAAGGGGAAGAAAAUUGAUGACCAAUUCACUGCAAUGGAGAAGGUUCUAACAAACCAGCAAUAGAGUUGCAAUCAUUCCAUCUGUGCUUUUUUCGUGCCGUAAUAUUUCUUCUCACAAAAGGGGCCUAUCUUUGUAGCCAUGUUUAGGCCCUUGGGAAUAUUGCCAUAGCUGCAGUCAUGGUAGCAUAUUCCUCGGUGAUUCACUUUCACCUUUGGCAGGUUUGCGUUACUUUAUAUCAAAUUUUACCAGAAGUUAAUCUUAAAUUAAGCUAAUGAGAUAGAAGUUGAUGAUGGGAGGAAUUUUAUGUUUUAUGUUGCGACUCUUUUCUGCCAAGCCCUUUAAUACAGUUCACGGUG
Molecule: messenger RNA, 2805 nt
Organism: Fragaria vesca subsp. vesca
Lineage: Eukaryota; Viridiplantae; Streptophyta; Magnoliopsida; Rosales; Rosaceae
Product: histone-lysine N-methyltransferase ASHH3-like
Exons: 13
Coding region: 1-1116 (371 amino acids)
Biological process (GO): regulation of DNA-templated transcription
Cellular component (GO): nucleus; chromatin
Molecular function (GO): histone H3K36 methyltransferase activity; protein binding
Source: RefSeq, a predicted model, not a curated record